Molecule: messenger RNA, 3473 nt
Organism: Varanus komodoensis (Komodo dragon)
Lineage: Eukaryota; Metazoa; Chordata; Lepidosauria; Squamata; Varanidae
Gene: MYO19
Product: myosin XIX
Exons: 25
Coding region: 176-3139 (987 amino acids)
Biological process (GO): actin filament organization; vesicle transport along actin filament
Cellular component (GO): cytoplasm; vesicle; myosin complex
Molecular function (GO): ATP binding; microfilament motor activity; actin filament binding
Source: RefSeq, a predicted model, not a curated record
UUCUUCCUCUCCCUCCUCCUCUCUCUCCCGACAGGAAGCCUCGAAGCAGGAGAACAUCCACUUUGCUACCCCUAAUCUUCUGGGAUCUCCAAACAAGCCUGGCGUAAUUGUCCAGGGCCCCUGGCUUGUCUUGUUCAAGAUCUCGGCCAUCGCAAGGGCCGGAGAAUCGGUUUUGAUGGAUUUACCUGCCCGGCCUCUGAAGGAUGCAGAAAGGAGGAAGGAGAGAGCCAAGCAGGCCAGUGGCCCAAAGAGCAUCCCGGCCGCCAGCCACGCCGCCAACGCCGCCCAAUGUCCUGGGGAAGACGCGAAAUCGUUCCUGUGUGAUGAACAGCUGCUCCGACAUGUCGAGGACCUUACCAAAGUGAAUCCCGUAACUGCCACAACGGUCCUGAAGUGCCUCGAACUGCGAUACGCCGCCGAGGUCUUCUACACCAACGCCGGCUGCAGCCUGGUGGCCGUCAACCCCUUCCGCCUGGUCCCGCAACUCUACUCUCCGGAGCUGAUGAAGGAGUACCACACCGCCGCCCGCCUUCAGGAGUUAAAACCUCACAUAUUUGUGGCAGCAGAGGAAACGUACAGGAAUGUUGAAAGCCGGAUUCCUCCAGUGAACCAGUCCAUUAUUGUGAGUGGUGAAAGCGGAGCUGGGAAGACAUGGACAUCGCGUUGCUUGAUGAGGUUUUAUGCUACUGUUGCCGCUUCAGCCACCAUUCCCAAAGGCAGCGUCGCUGUGGAAAGGAUAGAGAAGAGGGUGCUGGACUCCAACCCGGUGAUGGAGGCCUUUGGAAACGCGUGCACGCUGAGGAACAGCAACAGCAGCCGUUUCGGGAAAUACAUCCAGCUUCAGCUGAACCGAUCGCAGCUGCUAACGAGUGCUUCCAUUCAGACAUUCCUGCUGGAGAAAACAAGGGUUGCCUACCAAGCCCCCCACGAAAGAAACUUCCAUAUCUUUUACCAGAUUGCAAAGGGUGCCACCCAAGAGCAGAGACUUGAGUGGGAUCUUCCAGAAGAUCUUACGUUCUCCUGGCUGCCGAAUUCCGAAAAGGCCCUGGAAGCGGACCGCUUUGAAGUGGCACGAGAGGCGAUGUCCCACUUGGGUAUCGAGGAUUCCACCCAGAAUAAUGUUUUCAAGAUACUGGCAGGGCUUCUCCACCUGGGCAACAUCAGGUACCUGGAAUCGGAGGACGAAUCACAGCCUUGCGGACUAGAAGGUGGCACCAGAGAUUUCGCCAAGACCGCUGCAAGGUUGCUACAAGUGCCCGUGGAGGAGCUGCUGGACACGCUGAGGAUCCGGACCAUAACGGCCGGGAAGCAGCGGCAGGUGUUCAAGAAGGCCUGUCCCAAAGCGGAGUGUGAGACGAGGCGGGACUGCCUGGCCAAAGUGAUCUACGCCCAGCUGUUCGACUGGCUUGUGGCCGUGAUCAACGAAAGCAUCUCUGCAGAGCCGUCUGUGUGGGACCAUUUCAUAGGACUGCUGGAUGUUUAUGGCUUUGAAUCCUUUCCGGACAACCACCUGGAGCAGCUGUGCAUCAAUUACGCCAAUGAGAAACUCCAGCAGCAUUUUGUCGGCCAUUUCUUAAAGGCCCAGCAGGAGGAGUAUGCUGCGGAAGGUUUGGAGUGGUCUUUCAUUGACUACCGAGAUAACCAACGUGGCCUGGAUGCCAUCGAAGGCAGCCCUGUUAGCAUCUUCUCCCUGCUGAAUGAGGAAUGCCGCCUUAACAGGGCCUCCAGUGCCGGGCAGCUUCAAGCGCGGAUCGAGGCGGCGCUGGCCAGCAACCCGUGUGUUAGCAGGGACAGGCUGAGCAAGGAGGCGAACUUCAUCGUGGCCCAUUUUGCGGGCAGGGUCUGCUACCAGCUGGAGGGCAUGGUGGAAAAGAACAAGGACCCCGUGCCCCCAGAGCUGGUUCUCCUGCUGCAGCUUUCCCGGGAUCCCUUGCUUCAGGAGUUAUUUACAAGCCAAAAGGCAGACGAGGACACCACAAAGCCGCAGACGAAACCAGUGGUGGUUACGGUGGUCUCCAAAUUCAAGGGGUCUCUCGAACAGCUGAUGGGGCUCCUGCACAGCACCACACCCCACUACAUCCGCUGCCUCAAGCCCAACGCGCGCUGCGAGGCUGCCGUGUUCCGGAAGGACGAGGUCCUGCGUCAGCUGGAGGCGUGUGGCAUCGUGGAAGCCGUCAAUAUCAGUGCCGCCGGCUUUCCGGUCAGGUUGUCAUUUAGAAGCUUCCUAGAGCGUUACGCGUUGCUGAAGGGAUCGAGAAGGCCAGACUCAAAAGCCGCAUGCCGGGAAAAUGGCUUGUCUCACAUCAUGGAAAACGGCUGGACCACUCCUGCAUCAGCAGAAGAGGAAAGAGAUGCUUUUCGCUCUGCAGUCCAGGACAUCCUUUGGCACGUGUGUCCCAACACAGCCCCCCUCAACCCCACAGAGAGCACACCCUGUGCCACGCCGGCAUAUUGUGCCAAAACCAAAGUAUUCAUGACCAACUCCACGCUGGAAUUGCUGGAAGCCCGGCGAGCUGGUGCCUUAUCCCAGAAAGCCUUCUGCAUCCAGUGCUGCUGGCGACGGUUUAAGAGGCGGAAGGCGGCGAAGGAGAAGCGGUCUGCCACGGUCAUCCAGUCGGCUGUUCGCUCAUGGCUGGCCAGGAAACACUUCCAGAGGCUACGGAAAGCUGCUGUUGUCAUAAAAAGGGCAUGGAAGAAAUGGAAGGCUAAGAUGGGUGUGUUGGCUGCAGAAGAACUGGACGGUGUUGAUGGAAAGCUGCCCUCCUUUGCUGGGGCCACCGCUUCCUUCAGCCAGGCUCCCGGGGAAUCGGACAAAGCGUGGCCGCUAAACGCCAUCAUCCGGCUCUGGCCUCUCGGGCUGGUCCUCGCGAGUGCCCCCGUGAGGAUGACCGCGUCCCAGAGCCGCCUCGCCCUCCUGACGUGCCUCCAAGGCCUACCGAAGGGCGACUUCUGCAAAGCAGGGGCCAGGCUGCCCCGAGAUGGCAUCGCCUCCAUCCGAGCGCUCCCCCAGGGCUCCGUCAGGUUCCGCUGCAGGAGGUCCCCGCUGCUCCAUGCCGAGGUCAGGCCCCACUGCCGCAGCUGCACCCUCUCCGGAUUCAACCAGAUCCUCCUCGACGCCCGCCAGCUCCUCUCCGCUUGAAAAUGCACUUCACGGAGCCAAGUAUUUAUUGUACUUUUGUCUCCCUUUCUCUUUUUCUCCCAGCACAUUUGAACACUUGCUCCCUCUGGAAUCAUUCAGAGCUGCGUUCGCGAGCUGGUGGCUCCCGUAUGUCUUGGGCUACAGUUCCCACCAGCCCUGGCCAGUGCCCAGGGAUGUUGGGAGUUGUUGCCCUCACAUCCAGGAGACACCAGACUGCACAAUGUCACACAGCUUCCUGGACUACCAAGUGCAGCGGUGUGAGAAUAUUUGCCCCAGUUUCUGCAAACCACCAGUUCGGUGCUUUGUAAAUAAAAGGACAAGACGUUUCCAGAUA